Biomphalaria glabrata is the source of this 1430-nucleotide messenger RNA. RefSeq names its product atrial natriuretic peptide receptor 1-like. Gene Ontology annotation, molecular function: guanylate cyclase activity; peptide receptor activity. The transcript has 7 exons. NCBI's taxonomy places the organism in Eukaryota, Metazoa, Mollusca, Gastropoda, Planorbidae. The record is from RefSeq and is a predicted model, not a curated record. Gene Ontology annotation, biological process: cGMP biosynthetic process; intracellular signal transduction; receptor guanylyl cyclase signaling pathway. The coding region runs from base 18 to 758 and encodes 246 amino acids.
ACUUCCUGGAUAAUUUGAUGCGACGUAUGGAGCUGUAUGCCAACAAUCUGGAGAAAAUGGUAGAAGAUAAAACAGUAGAGUUGAGAGAAGAGAAGAAGAAAUCAGAAGAGUUGCUGUAUCAGAUACUACCGAGGUCAGUGGCGGAUCGACUCAAAGCCCACAUGAGGGUGGAGCCAGAGUCGUAUGAGAGCGUGACGAUCUACUUUAGUGACAUUGUUGGCUUCACCUCCAUCUCUGCCAAGUCUUCGCCCAUACAGGUAGUUGACCUACUUAACGACCUAUAUUCGUGCUUUGAUGCCAUCGUUGAGGAAUUCGACGUCUAUAAAGUGGAGACCAUCGGCGACGCCUACAUGGUGGUGUCUGGCCUCCCCCAGCGCAACGGAAACCUCCACGCCGCCCACAUUGCCCGGAUGUCGUUGAAGCUCCUGGACGCCAUACGACAGUUCAAGAUUAGGCACAUGCCUAGCGAGCGAAUGAGAUUGAGGGUAGGACUACACUCAGGUCCUGUGUGUGCCGGUGUUGUUGGACUAAAGAUGCCGAGAUAUUGUUUGUUUGGAGACACAGUGAACACAGCCUCUCGCAUGGAGUCACACGGUGAAGCAAUGAUGAUCCACAUGAGUCCUUCUGUGAAAACUUUAUUAGAUCUGUUUGGAACAUUUGAAAUGACGCCAAGGGGAGAAAUCAAUAUUAAGGGUAAAGGACUUAUGAAGACCUACUGGUUAACCAAAGAGAGACAACUCUGUGAAGUCGUAAACUGAAAGCUAGAAGAGUUUAAGCCCUUGCUUCAACUUGCCGAGACGUGACUGAAAUAUGAACAUUUGCUCAAAUUGCUGAGCGGUUGUGUUACAGUGUGUGUUCGGUGACAGCAGUCUGCUUCUUCUGAACAUAGGAUAUAGUGUCAAUGUAUUCCAGACUGUGUCAAGCUGACUUUUUCACUGCAGGGCCGGCCUUAAGCCACUGCUAUCUAUGCGGCCGCGGUGGGCUCCGCACCUUCAUUCGCCCGCGCUAUAUCUAGGUGUAAAUUUUUAAAUUAAAUAACUUUGUCUUAUUAUUUAACAGGUUUUACGCGGCCAUCCUGAUUUUCCAGGAGCUCAUGAAAAUCUCCUGAAAUAGCAAAAUAUACGAAAAUGUCAUGGAAAUCUCCUGAAAUUAUUAAAAUCUCCUGAACACUCAUACUAAUCUCCUGAUAAAUAUACAAAAUUUUCAUUUUGUGGUGUCAUUCAAUAUGGAUAAAGACAAUCCUACUCGCGAUUUAAAAAAAAAACGGCAUUGUCAGCUUUCAUUUAAUAAAAAUGUAAUAUCAGCGCGAAUUUAAACCAAAACAAGAAUUUCCAAUACUUUAUUUACUUUAAGAGUCACUGACAUAUAAAUAAAGAUCUUAAUCUUUUUCGAUCUCUUAACAAAAAAAAAAAAAAAAAGCGAUAUUUUGC